Lotus japonicus is the source of this 1456-nucleotide messenger RNA. RefSeq lists its product as uncharacterized. The transcript has 2 exons. The coding region runs from base 318 to 1016 and encodes 232 amino acids. The record is from RefSeq and is a predicted model, not a curated record. NCBI's taxonomy places the organism in Eukaryota, Viridiplantae, Streptophyta, Magnoliopsida, Fabales, Fabaceae.
AAAAUAACAAAACUUAAGAUUGGAGAAAGGUACCAACAAAAAAAAACAUUGCUGCACAGAUCCAAUUUCAGCUACCAUUGUUGAAGUGCUUUAUUAAUUUCUAACAGCAAGCAAUAGCAUUUUUACUUGUUUUGGAGACAAGAAGGCAAGUUUUUUAUAAGUGGGGUGUAGGUGGAACUAGUUUGAUUUUUUAUAUGCCAACUUGACAUUUUUGAAGUGGAGAGAACCGUUGUGAGUGUCAGAUAUGUGGUUGGUUGCAAUAGUGAGGUGAAUGGUAGAAUUUUGAAGUUACAAGUUUGAAGAUCAAUACAAGCAGCAUGGAAGUAAAGUACUUGGAUUUCAUAUUGGUGCCUUUGGGAGUGUUGGUGUUGGGAAUUUAUCAUGUUUGGCUUCUCUACACUAUUAUCCGUUACCCUUCUCGCACUGUUAUUGGCUUGAAUGCUCAGUCUCGUUAUCAAUGGGUUUUUGCCUUGAUGAGUGACCCUUUGAAAAAUGGUGUUUUGGCCGUUCAAACAAUCCGCAACAAUAUCAUGGCUUCUACUCUUCUUGCUACAACUGCAAUCACACUCAGUUCACUUAUUGGCGUCUUUGCGAGCAAUGACACAGAAGAAUCCAAAUUAAUUUACAGAAACAAAACUUCCCUUAAUUCUUCAAUCAAACGCCUUUGCAUAUCAGUAUGCUUCCUUGUUGCAUUUCUAUGUAAUGUGCAGUCUAUAAGAUACUAUGCACAGGUGAGCUUCUUAAUCACAAGUCCUGCACUGAAAGGCAAAGUGGAUUUCAUUGAAUAUGUUGCGAAAACCUUGAACCGUGCAAAUUAUGCUUGGUCUCUUGGCUUGCAGGCAUUCUACUUGUCAAUUCCUCUUGUCCUUUGGAUUUAUGGGCCCAUACCCGUGUUUGCUUGUUGCUGCUUGACAUCAUUUGCUCUGUACUUCUUAGAUACAACCACUCAAAUAACACAAGAUCUCCACACUAAGUCAUUCAAAGAGAAGGUAAGUGAAGGUGUGGAAGCACCAUAGUUCCACCAUAAGAUAUGUUUGGUUGCACAUUUGCAAUCCACUUUUAGACCCCAAAAUCAAGUUCAUCCAUAAGCUGCAGCAGUAUGUAGCUUUUCUUAGUUUGAUUGGAUAUUUGCAAUCCACUUUUAGACCCCAAAAUCAAGUUCAUCCAUAAGCUGCAGUACGUAGCUUUUCUUAGCUAAGGUGUCUUGGAGUGUGCGUUCAACGAACAUCCAAACAAGCUGGUAAUCAUUGUAACUGUUGUUGAACAUGACUGAUAACUAUUAUCUCUUGGCGUAAUAUUUUUGCUCAAAGUUCAGUUGUGGAUUUUCUAUAACUAUCUAAGCAAUUAUAUUAUCAUUGGUGAAUUAUUGUAUUGUUUAUUGAGAAGUGUGUGUUGUAUCUUACUCUGCAUCUCAUGUUUAAUUUGUGAAUAAAUAGCAUGAACUUUGUUAUUGUCA